AUGAAGGCAACUAAAUUUGUCGCCCUCUUUACUAUCUUUAUCAGCUCAGCCAUAGCCAUUAACGCUCCUGCUGUUGUCCAAAUGGAAGCUCUGGAAAAACGCGAGCUUGGGCCGCGUCAGGGAACUCCUCCUAACUCCCCAGCUCUCUUUGAGGAGGAGGAUGAGGAGGAUGAGGAGCUACGAAAGCAGUAG
Messenger RNA from Fusarium proliferatum ET1, 192 nucleotides. RefSeq lists its product as uncharacterized. NCBI's taxonomy places the organism in Eukaryota, Fungi, Ascomycota, Sordariomycetes, Hypocreales, Nectriaceae. The coding region runs from base 1 to 192 and encodes 63 amino acids. The transcript is spliced from 2 exons. The record is from RefSeq and is a predicted model, not a curated record.